ACAAUUCAUCUCCUUCUACUCCAGUGGUUCUCAACCUGUGGGUCGCGACCCCUUCAGCAGUCGAACGACCCUUUCACAGAGGUCGCCUAAGACCAUCCUGCAUAUCAGAUAUUUACAUGACGAUUCAUAACAGUAGCAACAUUACAGUUAUGAAGCAGCAACGAAAAUAAUUUUAUGGUUGGGUCACAACAUGAGGAACUGUAUUUAAAGGGCCAGAAGGUUGAGAACCACUGUUCCUAUUGGGCAGGUGAGCCAUAUGGUGUGGCCCCACUACUUGCCAGGGAGGCUGGGAAGAUGGAGAGGAACACGUGGCUGUUUGGGGGACCCCCUCCUCUACUCCCACCAUCUGGGUGCUUGCUGUGCCCCAGUGCCCAGCACUGAAUCUGGUCUAUAGUAGAUACUCCAAUGGAGGGUUGUUGAAUGAGUGGAAGGUGAGCAUGGAGAGUGAGCAUGGGAAGAUGGAAAACAGGCAACUCCCUGGUCCGAGGGGCCUUUAGAGGCCACGGGAAGUUCCCUGCACUUGGGAGAACACAAGUCCUGCCCCUUGGCUGGGGCUUCCCCACAGUGGGGCGUGGUGAGUCCUUGGCAAAUCAUAAUAGGCUCGGGCCACUGAGCUACCAGCCUUGAAGUUCAUUUCCACCCUGAGCGAGGCGCCUGCACAGGCGGAAGCCACCAUGGAGAUGGCGGAGGAAGGCUGUGCCCGCCGGCUGCGUCACCUGCUCAUGGCGCCUGUCCUGCGGGUGGUUUUACCGCUGUUUUUUCUCGGCCUGAUGAUCUUCUGCGUCCUAUGCUGCUGGCUCCUGGCACAGCAGCAACUGCUCCAGCCACCUGAGUGGGACAUAGCUGAGCUCCAGCUGAACCACACAGGUGAAAUGGGACUGCGGCAGGACCCCAGGCUGCACUGGCAGGGGGGUCCAGCACUGGGCCGCUCCUUCCUGCAUGGACCACAGCUGGACAACGGGCAGCUGCGUGUCCAGCGUGAUGGCAUCUAUAGGCUGCACAUCCAGGUGACACUAACCAACUGCUCCUCCUCGGUGAAGAACAUUGUGUCCCGCAGGGCCAUCCUGGCGGUGGGCAUCUGCUCCCCAGUGGUGCGCAGCAUUAGCCUGCUUCGUCUCAACUUCCACCUCAGCUGCACUGUCUCCUCCCAGCGCUUGACAUACCUGGCCCACGGGGACACCCUCUGCACCAACCUUACGCUGCCUCUGCUGCCCUCCCAAAAUUCUGAUGAGACUUUUUUUGGGGUUCAGUGGGUGCACCACUGAAUGCUAUACCUCCUCACUCAGAUUUUUGGGAGAGAUUUUUUUCUGUUCACUGUUUAACACACUAUUAAAUAUGAUUUAUAAUAAAAUAUAUACUUCGUUGCAUGGUCCUUUCUUUCCUUA
Messenger RNA from Myotis daubentonii (Daubenton's bat), 1385 nucleotides. It is a transcript of the gene CD70, whose product is annotated as CD70 molecule. The record is from RefSeq and is a predicted model, not a curated record. Gene Ontology annotation, biological process: immune response; tumor necrosis factor-mediated signaling pathway. Gene Ontology annotation, cellular component: plasma membrane; extracellular exosome. NCBI's taxonomy places the organism in Eukaryota, Metazoa, Chordata, Mammalia, Chiroptera, Vespertilionidae. Gene Ontology annotation, molecular function: tumor necrosis factor receptor binding.